GGCCCCGCAUCAAGCAAUCUGACACACAAGUAGUAGAACGCUCAGUCAAAAUGGCUGAUAACGGGGAAGACGGUGUAUCGAAAGGUGUGCACAGGCGUGGAGCUUUAAGGCAGAAAAAUGUGCAUGAAGUGAAAAACCACAAAUUUGUUCCUAGAUUUUUUAAGCAGCCGACAUUCUGUAGUCACUGCAAGGAUUUCAUUUGGGGCUUUGGGAAGCAAGGUUUUCAGUGCCAAGUUUGCAGUUUUGUGGUACACAAAAGGUGUCAUGAAUUUGUUUCCUUUUCCUGUCCUGGAGCAGAUAAAGGACCUGAUUCUGAUGCCACAAACUUGCAUAAAUUCAAAACACACACAUAUGGAAGCCCUACAUUCUGUGACCAUUGUGGGUCACUUCUCUAUGGACUUAUACACCAAGGACUCAAGUGUGAUGCAUGUGACAUGAAUGUACACAAGAAAUGUGAGAAGAAUGUUCCAAAACUUUGUGGUAUAGAUCACACAGAGAGGAGAGGCCGUAUUAAGCUCAAAAUUACCACCACUUCCACCAAGCUAGUUAUACAAAUUAUAGAAGGAAAAAACCUAAUACCCAUGGAUCCAAAUGGACUAGCAGACCCCUAUGUUAAAGUGAAACUUAUUCCAGAUGACAAUAACAAAACGAAAAAGAAAACCAAGACCAUCAAAGCCACCUUAAAUCCAGUGUGGAACGAAACUUUCACAUUUGACCUUUCCCCUGACGACCAUUCCAAGCGGCUUUCUGUGGAGGUCUGGGAUUGGGACAGAACGUCCAGGAAUGACUUCAUGGGCUCACUGUCUUUCGGCAUCUCAGAACUUCUGAAGGAAAACCAAGACGGCUGGUUCAAACUCCUGAGCCAGGAGGAGGGAGAAUUUUAUGGCAUCCCUGUGACCGAUGAUGCAAUAGCCACCAUUAAUGACCUUAGGAAAACUUUACCGUUACCUGCAGCUUUCCAGAAACCACCACCUCAACCAAUUGAUGUGUCUCGGGGAACUGGCAGCAAACAGGACACAGUUCGAGCAACGGACUUUAAUUUCCUGACAGUUCUAGGAAAAGGCAGUUUUGGAAAGGUUGUCCUAGCAGAGAUGAAGGGAACGGAAGAGUUGUACGCCAUUAAAAUCUUAAAGAAAGACGUGAUCAUACAGGAUGACGAUGUGGAGUGUACGAUGAUCGAAAAACGGGUCCUAGCUCUCCCCAACAAACCACCAUUCCUUGUCCAAUUACAUUCAUGCUUUCAAACCAUGGAUCGUCUCUACUUUGUCAUGGAGUAUGUCAAUGGUGGAGAUCUCAUGUACAGAAUUCAGCAGGAAGGAAAAUUUAAAGAACCAGUGGCUGUCUUUUAUGCAGCUGAAAUAGCGAUAGGAUUGUUCUAUCUACAUAGUCAAGGAACAGUAUAUAGAGAUCUUAAAUUAGACAAUGUGAUGCUUGAUUCGGACGGCCAUAUAAAGAUUGCCGACUUUGGAAUGUGUAAGGAAGGCAUUUUCAAUGACAAAACCACCAGGACUUUCUGUGGUACUCCAGACUACAUCGCCCCUGAGAUUGUGCUGUAUCAGCCAUAUGGGAAGUCAGUGGAUUGGUGGGCCUAUGGAGUGCUUCUGUAUGAAAUGUUGGCAGGACAGCCACCAUUUGAUGGAGAAGAUGAAGAGGAAUUGUUUGCUUCCAUAACAGAUCACAACGUCUCCUACCCCAAGUCUAUGUCUAAAGAAGCUGUGUCCCUGUGUAAAGCACUCUUAACAAAAAAUCCAACUAAGAGGUUAGGAUGUGGACCUAAUGCAGAGAGAGAUAUCAAAGAUCAUGCCUUCUUCAAGAGAAUCAACUGGGAAAAGAUAGAACUGCGGGAGGUUCAGCCCCCCUAUAAACCAAAGAUUAAUAACCCACGAAAGGCUGAAAAUUUUGACAAGAUGUUCACUGCUGCGAAACUGAAAAACACACCGACAGACAGUGUUGUUAUCAUGAACAUAGACGAAAAUGCAUUCCGAGACUUUACUUACGUCAAUCCUUUCUUUACCGAUUUUGCUCGUACCGAAAAUUCCGCAUUAUAGCUCACUAGAACUUUUUUUUUUUUUUUACAUUAAAAGGAUUCCUUGUAUGAUGUUAUGUGUGUUGGACAUUUAUAUAAAAAGCCUCCCAUGUUUGAAAAUCGGAUUUUCCAAUACAUGUAUUAUGAAGUGUUGCAUGGGGGUGAAAAAAAUUCAUACAAAAAAGUUCAUCUAAGAAAGUCAGUCAUGACGUGUUCAUAUGAGAUUUUUGUUAUUUACAUGCAUAUGCAAUCAAAUCUGAAUGAGCUGAAAUGUCCAGUAGGCAUUGGCUAGUUAUGUUUGUAUGAGUAUAAAUGUUUCUAGUUGUAUGUAAACAUGCACAUUGCUGUUGUAUUACUAGAGUUUAGACUUAUGGACUUGCUGUUUAAUAUAUGUUUGUAUGUUUAGAGAAAAAUGAAUGGAUGAAUUCUAGGUAUGUUUAUAUAUAUAUAUAUAUAUCACAAUACCUGAAAUUAAUUUUCUCAAAAAAAAAAUUUUUUUUGAAAAUAUAUUUAUUUUGUCAAUGAAGCUGUUGGGAGAUUAAAUUUCUCACCAUUUCUUGAAUAUUGGAUAACCAUAUUUGUAAACCAUUUUCCCACUGUGCUGAAUUUGUAAAUACCUUGUACAUUUCAGAAUUACUUUCUAAGGUACUCUCCUUUGAAAAGUUUUUUAAAAAGUUGAAAAAAAAAAAAAAUCCUUGGAUAUAAAAUGUAAUUGGGGAAGCAUUGUACCCCUUGAAAACUUUUCCCCUUUUAAAACCGACCCAGUUAAUUCUUUGCAUGGUAUCAGUUGUAAGUUUUCUUGCUAAAUACAAGAUUUUUUUUUAUUUUAAAUCUCUUUUGAAAAAUUAUUUGCUGUGACUAAUCAUGCAGAAUAUGUUUUUUUUUCUGUAAAUGUGUAACGCAAACACUUUAAAUGAAAAAUAUACAUGUAGCAUGAUAAGUUUUUUUUUUACAGUAUAAUAAAGAAUGUUGUGCAUUAUAACAAAUCAGAUGUAAUAUAUAUGUGCAGCAUAUUUAACAUUUAAUCUGUUUUAUAUUUAUAUGUACAUGUAUGUUUUUUCACAUUUUAAAAAGCAAUUGUUUCUAGAAUGUGAUUGUACAUUAAUGUAUGAUACUUGAUACUAUUAACCAGUUUAUUAGGUAUGGUUGUCCAUGGAUGUUUAAUGUAAUGUCUCUUUUAUUUAUUCAGAAAGAAACGUAUCAUUUAAAUUCAGAACAUACAAUUGACAGGAAAAAAAUAAUACCCACCCUUGAUUGAAACUUUCCAAAUAUUCUCACUCGAUUAGUUUAGUGUGAAAUAUGGAAGCCCUGAUCAGAGGUUAUUUCAUGUCAUUAGUCUGAACCGAGUACAAGAUGAGAAAGCGUGUUAUUAUCCUCCGAUUUAGAGAUGGGAAUAUUUUUCAUUAUAUGCCAGGACAAUUUCUGCAUAAGUAUAGCUAGAAGGCAAAAAUGAGUCAACCUAUAAUCUGAAAUUUGGCUCAUCAUUUUAAAAUGCUCAAGACUUCCAUUUUCCUAUGCACUUCUUGUGUUCAACUUUUAGUUCGAACCUCUUAAAAUAUAUUAGUUAAAAUAUAUCAGUUUAAAAAAUUCAUCUUUCAUGAAGCAGAAAAGAUAGACUGUGCCAUAGAUAUUAUAUUCAGAUGUUUUUUGUAACAGUGCUAGAUAGACAAAAUCUAUUUGACAUUUUUUUUCAUUAUUAAGUGCAAUUCCAUAUUUUUUUAUCUUUAUAAUUUUCACUUACAAAGAUGCUAUAAUUUUGACUUGAUAAUAUUUUUAAGAAAUUUUCAUUAAGGAAAAAAUAAAAUAAAUUUUUCAUCCUUUUUUGUAAAGCUAUAAAUAAGCCAAAAUUACCACUAUCAGAUCGUAAAUUACGUCAUGAAAAAUUCAAUGGAUUAAUGGCAGCCCUGUCUCUUUUUUAGAUGAAACAUUCAUUUAGAAGGUAGUCCACAAAUCAAUUUUCUGCCUGAGGAUAAUUGCAAUAUUCAUGAAUGAGUUUCACUAGUAUUACAUGAUUGUGCGAGUCUAUUAAGUCUAUCACAUGCCAUCAGAGAACAAAAAUAGGCCUCUCACUCAAUCACAUUCAGUCUUUUCAAAGAGAGUUGAUAAGGAAAAAAAGUAAAUUUCUUAAGACUGUCAUGUGCUGAAUUGGAAUUGUGACCGAUUUCUGUCUAUAUCCCGUGCUUCAAUGCUAUAGUACAAAUUCAGAAUCUUGGAAAAAAGGCAUUUGCUUCUUUUACAAGGGAGGUGAAUUUAAGAGUUUUUAUAUAAUUUUGGCAGCAAUGUUGAGUAAUAUAGUGUAGAAAUGCAUUUAUUGUAACAAAGAGCUCAAGUAAUAUAUCCAAUUUUUCAUAGGUGUUUACAAGGUACCCUGAUGAAUGAAAUCAUUUUUGUAAGAUAUUGAUCUGCACAAAUUCGAUCUAAAUGUUUUACUAUUUUCUGACCAAGGUAGAAAGAAAAUGCAUGUAAGGAUUUAACAAGAAAAUAGGUCCAUGUGUCUGAUCAAAGCCAUUUUGGGGGGUCAAAUAUCACAUAUGCAUUUUUCACUGUUAAAAAAAAAAUGCUACUGCUUUAUUGAUAAGCAAAUCUUGUAUGUGUAACUUUGUAAUUCUACACACUGCUGAAUUAUUUUUUUUGUGAGAAAGUAACAAUUCUUGAUGUAUGUAAAUUAUUUAUAUAUGAGAGGUUUUAUGUAUACAUUUCUUCUGAUGCUAAUCCACGUCAUGAUAAAACCAUAACCUAUAUGAUAUAUGUAAAUAUAUACAUUGUUGCAUGUACUUAUACUUUGGAAAAGGCGUCUGGGUUUCUCUUUCAUUUUGUAUUGCAUUUUUAUUAUUUACUUUUUUCAGUCAUGGUCUGACUUAUUACAAAACCCACCAUUACUUAUUCCGACAUUGUGAAAACUGAGCUCGAUCAAAGAAUUUUUUUUUGAGGAUUAUCUUUUUUUAUUUAACCUUAUAGAAUUUAAGUUGACAUUUCUUUUUUUGCAGAAUUUUUUUGUUUUUUUCUUUCUCGAAUUACAUUUAUUCUAUUGUCUGUUAAAACUUGUUGUCUGCGCCAUUGUUUGUUGACCACUAUUAAAGCAACCUAAAGAAAUUUUA
This is a messenger RNA of Saccostrea cuccullata (small rock oyster), 5124 nucleotides long. Its product is annotated as calcium-dependent protein kinase C-like. Gene Ontology annotation, cellular component: cytoplasm; nucleus. The coding region runs from base 51 to 2048 and encodes 665 amino acids. Gene Ontology annotation, molecular function: diacylglycerol-dependent serine/threonine kinase activity; ATP binding; zinc ion binding. The record is from RefSeq and is a predicted model, not a curated record. The transcript has 17 exons. NCBI's taxonomy places the organism in Eukaryota, Metazoa, Mollusca, Bivalvia, Ostreida, Ostreidae. Gene Ontology annotation, biological process: protein phosphorylation.